AACGCUCUUGCACGGCAGUUACACUAGAAGCACCUUGGCGAGCUCCGAUUUGAAAAAAAAAAACUAAUUCAAACUCGUUUCAUCUCGCUCGAUAAAGACUUCAAGCAGCUAACACUAAAAGAAUAUCUGAAUUGCCAUUGAUUUUUGGCCAGCACGCAGCAAUUGUUCAUUUGCUCUUUUCAUCCGAACCCACCCCCGAGUUUAAUCAAUUCAAGAAUGACUUCAGUCGCUAACAAUGUCCUGCCUUCCUACCUGACGCUGGAGACCCACAUCGAUCGUCAGAGUGUUCGAGAAUCUUACAACGACGUCCGCUCAGACUUCACCGAAACGAAUUGGGCGGUGUUCCAAUUCGAGGGCAACCAGAUCUGCAGCAAGGCCGUAGGAAGCGAUUUCGCUGACUUUCGAACUCAGUUUGUCGAUGAUGAACGCGCAUUUGGAUUUGUCCGCAUUCAAAGCGGUGACGAGAUGAGCAAGCGGACCAAGUUCCUCUUUGUGACUUGGCUGGGACCCAACGUCAGCACGAUGAAGCGAGCUCGGCUCAGCAGCGACAAGGCUCUCGUCAAGGAAAUCAUCAUGAAUUUCGCUGUUGAGUUGCAAAUCGAGACGGCCGAUGAGCUAAACUACGAGUUCUUCCGCGAGGCCGUCCACAAGGCGGGCGGUGCCAACUACGGAACCGGCGUCCGGGAGCUGUGAUUGUUCUUAAAUUAUUCUUCGGUU
Messenger RNA from Daphnia carinata, 717 nucleotides. Its product is annotated as coactosin-like protein. The transcript has 6 exons. The record is from RefSeq and is a predicted model, not a curated record. Gene Ontology annotation, cellular component: plasma membrane; cortical actin cytoskeleton; site of polarized growth. Lineage: Eukaryota; Metazoa; Arthropoda; Branchiopoda; Diplostraca; Daphniidae. The coding region runs from base 217 to 693 and encodes 158 amino acids. Gene Ontology annotation, molecular function: actin filament binding. Gene Ontology annotation, biological process: regulation of actin filament polymerization.